CAAUGACGUAGUUGACGCUGGGACGGUCCAUGUUUAGCAGCCUUCUUUUCUUUUAUAGGUCGAAUAACAUGGUUUUCAGACUUAGAUAGUCUCAUCAAUUGUGUUAUUACUGAAGUAUUCGUUUUACCAACCUCCGGUUUUCUCCGGCUCGGACGAAGAUGACGGAAUUAUCAGAUUUACUGAAAAACGAGGGCUGGUACCUCAGUGAUGAAGGCAUAUCAGAGCUCAAAGGUGCUGCAGAAAAAGUAACAGCCAGUGACAUCAUACGCAUUGCACUGGAUAGUGAUCUCAGGCCUAUUGGGAAGAAAUUUCUACCAACAGACAUCAACAGUGGAAAAGUUGAAAAGCUGGAGGGACCAUGUGUUCUCCAGGUACAGAAGGUGAGGAAUAUAUCCGCUCCUAAAGACCACGAGGAGUCCCAGGGUGCACCUCGAAUGCUGCGCCUCCAGAUGACAGAUGGCCAUACCACCUGUGUGGGGCUGGAGUUUCAACACCUGUCUAAGAUAAGUCUCAAUACUCCCCCCGGCACUAAAGUAAAGCUCCUUGGUACAGUUCAGAUUAAAAAUGGCCUUCUUCUCCUCGACGACUCUAAAAUCUGUGUCCUUGGUGGAGAGGUAGAUCACAUGGUUGAGAAAUGGGAACUUCAAAGGAGUCUGGCCAAACACAGCAGGAACAACAUUGGAGCAGAAGGCGGACCUCCUCCUUUUGUGCCUUUUGGUCAGAAGUGUGCCCGUAAGGAGGAAGUGGACAGUAAGGAGCUGGAUAAUAAGAAGACCUUACAGUCCCAAACUGUCGCCAAAAAUGCUGACGAAAAUGACGAGUUUGAAAAGCAGCGGACGGCGGCAAUUGCUGAGGUGGCAAAGACCAAAGAGGGUCCUCGUACAUUUGGCGGAGGUGGGAAUGCAGGAAGUAAUUUAUCCACCACUUCUACCUCUUCUCGAAGUCGGGAAUCAUUCCAGCAGAGAAGACGAGAAGAAAGACCUGAAAGAUCCGAUGGCAACUACAGAGAGCUGGUGGACGAGCGCGCGCUGAGAGACAUCAUUGAGAUGGGCUUUAACAGGGAGGCCGCCCGGCAAGCCCUGAUGGACAAUAACAACAACUUGGAGGUGGCACUUAACAGCCUCCUGACCGGCCAGUGUGGGAGCAGAGCCAGCCCCACCGCAUCCGAAUCUACCAAGUUCCAGCCAAGAGCCAGGGGUAGAGGAAGAGGCCGAUCCAGAAAUGAUGAUUCUGAGGAGGGAGGAGGAAGGCCAUCUGGACCAAGCACUUUAUUUGACUUUUUGGAGUCGAAGAUGGGAAAUCUCUCUGUUGAUGAGCCAAAGAGCCAUGCACCACAGCGACAAUUUGACGGCAAACCAAACUUUUCCAACUCUGAGCCCUACUUCAAAGGUCCAUCUCAGAGCAGGUUCUCCCACAACGACCACCGGCAGCAGCGGAACGACAGACCCCCUCGUUUCCAUAAAGACACGGACUUUCCCAAACCGGGCCAAGAUCCCGUCUCCAACCCCACACCCCCGACCACUGUGCAACCUCCGCAAUGGAAAGGUCACGAGAGGUCACAUGAAGACCAGACCACCUCUACGUUCUCCCAAACAUUCUCCCGAUCAAAGGGACCCCAGCAGCAGACGGACUUUACAGCUUCUUUCCAACAACACCAGUCCCGAAAUGGAGACGGUGUAAACGCAACUCACCGAAAAGGGCCAAAAGAUAACGCACCCAGAAUGACUAAUAACGCUGCGAUUAGCAAUGACUCAGAGGGAAAGGGGGGGCCUAAACGCUCUGAUAACCGAUUUGACGAAACAAAUCCCAACAACAGGAGGAAAGGCAAAGGUGAACGGCCAAAUUCUGAAAAUUUUGACAAGCUACAACGGGAUAACGGACCUGCGAACUUUAACGCAAGGGGAGGUGGAGGUAACCCGGGAUUCAGUGCGGGGGAGCAAUUGUGUUUCCAAAAUGGGGACGUUGAACACAAACGGACUGGGCCAAUUAAGCCGCCACAAAACUCAAGUGCGCCCCCCAUUAAAGAGGCUCCACCCAGGAAGAACAACAGUAACAAUAACAGGGGGUCGAAUAGGCGGCAGGCGGGGCAGGGCAAAGGUCACCGAGGGCAGGAGAGGAGUCAUAAUGCACAACACAUUUGGAGACCUGGGGAUCAGUGUCUAGCCCUGUACUGGGAAGACAACAAGUUUUACCACGCCAGGAUAGACGCAGUGCACCCGUCUGGCUCCACCGCAGUGGUGGUGUUCAGUGAUUAUGGAAACUGUGAAGAAGUCCUACUGGACAACAUCAAGCCUGUUUCUGCUGAUGGUCUGGAUGAAGAAGACGGUUACUACGACAACUCACUGGAGUUCCGUCGGGGGGGAGACGGGCAGCCCAGACGGAGCAGACCCACGCAGCAGUACUACCAGCCGCCCAGGGCACGAGACUAAAACCAGAAUUGUUAAAUGACAGAGCUUUCCCACCUCUUCCAUGGCAGAUGUGGCUGACUGCGCAGAUCCAGAGUGCUUCCUGAACUUUUAAGUGUCUGUUUCGCUCGGACACUAAACAUAAAGGGCUUAACUGAACAAAAUAUCCCCAAAUGAGCGCCUGUUGAUCUGGUCUAAGACAUAUCCACUGUAUAUGGUCUUCAGAUUUGUUAACUGGAUGCAUUAAAAUAAACUUAAUGUAUUAUAAAUAUAAA
This is a messenger RNA of Boleophthalmus pectinirostris (great blue-spotted mudskipper), 2680 nucleotides long. RefSeq names its product tudor domain containing 3 (gene tdrd3). Gene Ontology annotation, biological process: mRNA processing. Gene Ontology annotation, molecular function: RNA binding; protein binding. Gene Ontology annotation, cellular component: nucleus; cytoplasm. NCBI's taxonomy places the organism in Eukaryota, Metazoa, Chordata, Actinopteri, Gobiiformes, Gobiidae. The record is from RefSeq and is a predicted model, not a curated record.